UGCUGUUCGCUUGUUUUGUUUCUUCAUUUUUGAGGUGGAAAAUCGUGGAAAAUGGACACGAUCGAUCUGGAAACGCGGCUGCAGGCGCUGGAGAGUCGAGUCUACGGCGACAGGAGGAAUAAAAGUGGGAAGCCCGUGAAGUGUGCAGAGUCCAUCGCCAGGAUCCAGACGGCCCUGGGGUCAACAGCCAACAAACGAGAACGAGUCAAGAUCCUGCACAAAAAGAUUGAGGACCUGGUGAAGUAUCUGGACCCUCAGUUCACAGAUCACAUCUCGCUUCCAGACGCCAUGAAGCUGGAGUUCAUCCUCGCAGAGGAGGAGUUUCUGACCUCUCAGGCGGCGUUACUGGAGCAGGUGAACACUCUGCAGCCGCUGCUGGACAGCACCUACAUCAGAGAUGUUCCAGAGCACGCCACUAAGCUACAGCGUCUGUCUCAGAUCCACAUUAAACAGCAGGACCAAAGUGAUGCUCAGGCCGUGGAGGUGAAGAAACUCUUUGACGAAUACAACAAAAUGAUGUUCCUGCUGUCGAAACAGUUCACUCAGUGGGACGAGACACUCCGAGCGCUGGAGGAAGCCAAAGGGAUCAAACCUGUGGAGUGAUGCCCCAAAACACAGCGCCCCCAUGUGACUGAACGUAGCUCACUACAACGCUGUUGUAUUUAGUUGGAUUAUUCAAUGUAUUCAAGUUUUUGGAUUUGUUUACAUAUUAAGUCCAGAUUUCUCGACUUGUUUUAAAGAUUUAUCUGGUUUCUUUUUGUUUAAGAUGUUUAUCUUACUCCAUAGCCAGAGAAUUGUUAAAAGCAUUGAAAUUAAUCUAUGAAUCCAGGUCCACAUACACUUUAACUAUCUUACACUCAGAUCAGGAUACACAUUCCAUUCAUUCAGUUCAUUCACUACUUUUGUUCAUUAUUUAAAAGUUUAAAUUAAAGUAAACCUGAAACUUUA
This is a messenger RNA of Boleophthalmus pectinirostris (great blue-spotted mudskipper), 948 nucleotides long. RefSeq names its product dynactin 3 (p22) (gene dctn3). The record is from RefSeq and is a predicted model, not a curated record. Gene Ontology annotation, biological process: cytoskeleton-dependent cytokinesis. NCBI's taxonomy places the organism in Eukaryota, Metazoa, Chordata, Actinopteri, Gobiiformes, Gobiidae. The coding region runs from base 52 to 603 and encodes 183 amino acids. Gene Ontology annotation, cellular component: dynactin complex. The transcript has 7 exons.